Molecule: messenger RNA, 1599 nt
Organism: Struthio camelus australis
Lineage: Eukaryota; Metazoa; Chordata; Aves; Struthioniformes; Struthionidae
Source: RefSeq, a predicted model, not a curated record
UAUUUUUUUGUUUGUUCAUUUGUUUUCUCCAGAGAUGAUACUCCUCAUGUCCCCAAUGAGCAGCUUGGAGAAAAACAGGUUCUGCACAUAAUUGAAAAUCUGACUUCUCUGAUAAAACAGAUAUUUCCAGAAACUAAAGUCUACGCUGUGAUGGGCAAUCAUGACUUCCACCCCAAGAAUCAGUUUCCAGGGGAGGAGCACAGGAUCUACAACCAAACAGCUGAACUGUGGCGCUCCUGGCUGAACGAUACUUCCAUUCCUCUGUUCAGAGCAGCUGCUUUCUACAGUGAGAAGCUGCCCAGCCCAAAUACAAGUGGGCGAAUGAUUGUCCUCAAUACCAAUCUGUACUAUGACCAGAAUAACCAGACGGCUGGUGAGGAAGAUCCUGGAGGGCAGUUCCGGUGGUUGGAAGAAACAUUGACCAACGCCUCAAAAGCAGAAGAAAUGGUUUACAUUGCUGGGCACAUCCCUCCUGGCUUCUUCGAGAAGAAAAGAAGCAAGCCCUGGUUCCGGAGUAACUUUAAUGAACGAUACCUGAAAAUAGUGCAGAGGCACCACAGAGUGAUUGCUGCCCAGUUUUUUGGACACCACCACACUGACAGCUUUCGGAUGUUUUACAGUGAUACAGGUUCUCCAAUCAAUGUCAUGUUCUUAGCCCCUGGAGUGACUCCUUGGAAAACAACGUUACCUGGAGUGGCCAAUGGAGCCAACAACCCUGGGAUCCGGGUGAUUGAUUACGAUCCAGACACCCUUCAAGUAAAGGAUAUGGUGACUUACUAUUUAAAUCUAACUCAUGCUAAUACGAUGUUCCCAAUGUGGGAGAAAGAGUAUAGGCUGACGGAAGCUUUCCAAGUCCCUGAUGGCUCUGCCCGGUCCAUGCACACAGUGCUGGAGAGGAUAUCAAAGGAUACGCAGUAUCUGCAGCAGUAUUAUGAGUUCAACUCUGUCAAAUAUGACCUUGCCCUGUGUGAGGAGGCCUGCCGCAUUGACCAUGUUUGUGCCAUCAGGGAAGUUGAUUUUGUACGAUACAAUGAGUGUAUUAAAGCCAGCAGCUCUGCCUCCACCAUCACCAGUGUUUUUCUUUUGCUGUUCUGCUUGCUGUUAGCAUUCCUCAGUCCCCAGCAAGCACUCUAAUGACUGAGAGAGAACAGAAGUGAAUGAAGAGAGGACAUGCUUCACAGCACAUUUGAAUCAGCAAUUGUGAAUACUAUUUUCUGGCAUUGAGAACUUACUCGGAAACCAAGACAAAAUUAGUGGCUCUUAGUAAAAGCUUUACAGUGCUGAUUUAAACACUGCUAGUAAAGCUUGAUGUAUUGGGAAAGGCCAGUGAUUGCCAUGAAGCUUUUUCAUGCCAGACUGACCUAUAUCAGGGAGUUUCCCUUCCUUCAACUGUGAGUUCUGAGAUGGUCUUACAGUUGAGCAGAUCAAGGCCAGGCUUCUGCCUAGAUUUUAACUUGACCUCCUAAUGUAUGAGAGCUGUGAGUUACCAUACGUUCUCAGGCAGUCUGCCUCCAGAUAUAUUUCUCACAGAAUGGCCAAGGUUGGAAGGGACCUCUGGAGAUCAUUUAGUCCAAUCCCCCUGCUCCAGCAGGCACAUUG